AUGAUUCGUUCAACAUUUGUUAGAGCUUCAAGACUCGGUAGAACUUGUACUGCUGCAUCAGCAAUCCGUAGAGCAUCAUUACUGCCUAUUCGCAAAUGGAAUUACCCACACCCACAACUGCAUGCUCAAAGAUUCUACGCAGAAUCGUUCACCUUAGGUGAUGAAAUACCACCAGAAGUGACUAAUUUAUCUUUUCAAACGUACCAUGAGCAAGCCGAUACGUUUUUAGAAUCGCUCUCAGAUCAAUUAGAAGCCCUGAGCCAGAAGUACCCGGAAAGUGUGCCUGACGUUGAAUUGACCCAAGGUGUCAUGCAAUUGGAACUAGGCGGAAUCGGUAGCUAUGUCAUAAACAAGCAGCCUCCAAAUAAGCAAAUAUGGCUGGCAUCGCCAGUUUCAGGCCCUAAUCGUUUUGAUUUCUACAAGAACGAAUGGAUCUCACUGAGAGAUGGGUCUAAACUACUCGAUAUAUUGAAUGAAGAGAUUAAUCAAGCGGUUACAGAGGAGAAUGUAACUUUAACUCCCAGUGACUAA
Zygosaccharomyces rouxii is the source of this 531-nucleotide messenger RNA. It is a transcript of the gene YFH1, whose product is annotated as ferroxidase. Lineage: Eukaryota; Fungi; Ascomycota; Saccharomycetes; Saccharomycetales; Saccharomycetaceae. The transcript has a single exon. Gene Ontology annotation, molecular function: ferrous iron binding; ferric iron binding; 2 iron, 2 sulfur cluster binding. Gene Ontology annotation, biological process: intracellular iron ion homeostasis; iron incorporation into metallo-sulfur cluster. Bases 1 to 531 code for a protein of 176 amino acids. Gene Ontology annotation, cellular component: mitochondrion. The record is from RefSeq and is a predicted model, not a curated record.